Molecule: messenger RNA, 2561 nt
Organism: Venturia canescens
Lineage: Eukaryota; Metazoa; Arthropoda; Insecta; Hymenoptera; Ichneumonidae
Gene: fd102C
Product: forkhead domain 102C
Exons: 1
Coding region: 298-1770 (490 amino acids)
Biological process (GO): anatomical structure morphogenesis; regulation of transcription by RNA polymerase II; cell differentiation
Molecular function (GO): DNA-binding transcription factor activity, RNA polymerase II-specific; RNA polymerase II cis-regulatory region sequence-specific DNA binding
Source: RefSeq, a predicted model, not a curated record
UCGUUCCAUACCUGUGUAAUAACUCGAUUGUCAAAAACGUCAUCUCCAAGUUGAACGAUCGAGAAACAGGGUUAUUCCGAUGAUUGUGCGGUGUUGAUCGUUCGAUAUAUAGCCCAAGUUCUGUGAACAACGAGGAAAAGCGUGGUGAACCGGUUUCAAGGUGCACAUGAAGAGAAUCGCGUUUAAAGUAUAACUUCUGUUUUACACCGGUAUCCGGCAAGUUACUCGGGAAGAUAAAAGAAAAAAAGUCGUGUCGGUUUGGGCCGGAAGAGUCGGAGGAAAGAAUAAAGUUGAAUAAUGUGCAGCAACGAGUCUCCGCCACCGGCGCGGGAACAAUUGACCGUCGGGCUGGGAAACCCCAUGGCCGGUUUUCUUCCGGGCCUCGAGCACUAUCGUCUCCAAUUGUAUCAUUACGCGAUGGCCGAACGUCUGCGUCUCGCCCAACAACUGCAUCCGCAGCAUCCGGGAGGUGUCGGUGGCGGGCAUCCGAAUUCGGGUGGAUCUCACUUGGGUCUGUCGGCCGGUUUUCCAGCGCCGUUGCCGUUGUACCCGGCGGCAGCGGCUGCAGCCGCCGCUGCCGGCUAUCCGAGCAGAUUGGCCCUCUCGAUGGCGCUGCUGCACCCCCAUCAUCAGAGAAUUUCUGAGGAGCCGAAACCCCAGCACAGUUACAUAGGACUUAUCGCGAUGGCGAUACUUUCCUCGCCAGAAAAGAAGCUCGUCCUUUCCGAUAUCUAUCAGCACAUACUCGAGCACUAUCCGUAUUUUCGAACUCGUGGCCCUGGCUGGCGGAACUCUAUAAGACACAAUCUUUCCCUGAACGAUUGUUUCGUAAAGUCGGGUCGAAGCGCGAACGGCAAAGGUCACUACUGGGCCAUACACCCGGCAAAUUUGGAGGAUUUUCGACGGGGUGAUUUUCGUCGCCGGAAAGCCCAGAGAAAGGUCAGACGUCACAUGGGUCUUGCGGUCGACGAAGAACCGGACAGCCCGAGUCCACCGCCUCCACCGGCGACGCCGCCGCUGCCGAGCGGUCUCCUAGGACCGACGGUCGGCUCUCAGCCGAUAACCGGUAUCUGGAGUCCCCAUCACCACCACCAUCAUCAUCACCAUCAUCAUCAUCAGCAACAGCAGCAGCAGCAACAGCAGCAGCAGCAACAGCAGCAGCAGCAGCAGCAGCAGCAGGCUCAACAAUUGGCUCAUCAGCAGCAUCAGCAUCAUCGUGACAGCGAGACGAAUAACAACCACGGACAGCAGCAACAGCAGCACCAUCAGAUCCAGAGUCAAUCGCUCCGUCGAACGUCCUUCCAGCCCUCGAGAAAGCGGCAAUUCGACGUUGCGUCUUUGCUCGCACCGGACGACAAUCAUCAUCACCACAACAAUCAUCACAGCAACCAUCAGAUCAUCGAGAGCAGCGACGCGAGCAUAAUCACCGGCAGAACGAUCAAAUCGCCAAGGUUCAGCUGCAGCGAGGACGAGCCUGAUAUCCCGGAGCCCGACGUUGACCAGGACGACGAGGAGGUCGAGGUCGACGUCGACGUCGUUGCGGAGACGAGCACCCUGCAAACCCCCGACGUUACCCCGUCGGCCAGUCCGGAAGCGAACAUAAACGGAUCAACGGGUCACAUCGAGUGGAACGGAUUGAACGGCGGAACGCUUCCCGGGCUCCGGCUCGGAACCUCGACACAGCCCAUCGCUGCGAUUUAUCUUCAAAACCAUCUCCACGGACGGAAUUAUUACGUUCAGGCGAACGCCGGCUCCGGUUCCAGCGUUUAGAGUACGUUCCUUCGUUUCUCCCCUCUCCCUCGCACUCCCUCUUUUCAAAUUCACAUUACGAGACUUGAUUCAUUUAAUGAAACUUCAUGAGCUAUCGGCUCGUCGAACGAUGGACCAAAUUGAGAAGAAUCACUCACCCCGAUACUUUUAGCAACGCAAUUUGUGAGAGGACUUAUUUGUAAAAUUGUAAAUAUGUGAACGCGACGAAGAGAAAUACGAGAGGCCUCGAGGCUCUCCGAAUUUGGUGUUUUCGUUUCAAGAGUAUGUGAAAGCGCGAGCGAUCCCAGCACUAUUUCGAACAGCCACCGUUUCGUUAUUCGCGAUCGCUUCGACAAUGUCCAAAGUGUAAUAUAUUAGUCGUAUAAGAACAUGUGAGAGGAGACAACCGUUGCGUUUUAGAAAACCAUUAUCCAAGAAAUUGAAUAUAUUAUAUAUAUAUAUAUAUAUAUGUGUAUAUAUAAUUAAUUGUAUUUAAUUAUAUGUACCGUAUGACACGUGAUUGAAAAGAUGAAGAAAACUGGGACCCUUGUUGUCGAGGCACCGGUCUAUAUUCCCACGAGAAUAUAUGUAUCUCGUGUAUAUGUACCUACGUCGAGCCCCCCCCCCCCCCCCUCUUGCCACGCUCCCCCCGCCCCAUCUCCCUCCCCAUUAUUUCGAUAAUUAGAAAAACAUUUUGUCGGUUUAUUUCGAUCGCAAGAUAUCUGUUAUCAUCGUCAUCGUUGGACCCUCUGAGCUGUCGGUUUCGAUAUCGACGGUUUGAAUAAUAAAAAGAAUGAAUCCGAGAAAAGUAA